Neolamprologus brichardi is the source of this 2496-nucleotide messenger RNA. NCBI's taxonomy places the organism in Eukaryota, Metazoa, Chordata, Actinopteri, Cichliformes, Cichlidae. The record is from RefSeq and is a predicted model, not a curated record.
GACUCAGUACCUACAGGUGUUAGUUGCCUAGCUACAUGUUGUUAUACAUUAUUAAAUAGCAUUCAGUGAUUGAUGAUACAAUAAAUCUGUAGAUACUGUGAGUGUCUAGGUUCCAGGAAAGUACACAACUAAAGGGAAAUGGACUUUAAAUUACAUUAAGGAUCGGAAAAGAGUAUACUACAGUUCUGCUGCAAUGGCCACUACCACCCAGGCCUUGCUCACCUUGCCACCUUAUGUUCCACCUCACUUUACCAGUGACAGUGACGAUGACAUAAGUUCACCUCAAUCAACGCCUCUUCAUAUAGGCAACAUGAACAAUAACAACAACAAUGAAGAAAAAAAGGAGAAGGAGAAGAAGGAGGAGGAAGAAAAAGAAAAAGAAAAGGAGAAAGAAAAAGAAAAAGAAAAGGAGAAAGAAAAAGAAAAAGAAAAGGAGAAAGAAAAAGAAAAAGAAAAGGAGAAAGAAAAAGAGAAAGACAAGAAAAUAUUUGUCAUUAAUCCUGCUGGAAAUUUGUAUUACAACUGGCUGUUUAUCAUUACGCUACCAGUGAUGUAUAAUUGGACCAUGAUCAUAGCCAGGGCUUGCUUUGAGGAGUUGCAGCAUGACUACAUAAUUUACUGGGUUAUUCUGGACUACACCUCAGACCUUAUCUACCUGGCUGAUAUGUGCUUCAGGGCCAGAACAGGUUACCUUGAACAAGGACUACUAGUGAAAGAUAAGAAGCUGCUUUUGGAUCGAUACAUCAGCAGCUUUCAGUUUCGUCUCGAUGUUCUCUCCAUGCUGCCCACUGACAUCUUCUACUUCGUCCUUGGCAUCGACUACCCAGAGAUCCGCAUAAACAAGCUUCUGAGGAUUGGGCGCAUGAUGGAGUUCUUUACCAAAACAGAGACUAAAACCAACUACCCCAACAUCUUCCGUAUUGCAAACCUUAUCAUGUACAUCCUUAUUAUCAUCCACUGGAAUGCCUGCUGGUAUUUCUCUUUUUCCAAAUCUAUUGGAUUUGGUGCUGAUGACUGGGUUUACCCUGCUCUGGAUGAUCCUGAGGAGCCUGAGUUUGGACAGCCCAUGAGGAAGUAUGCUUUCAGCCUGUACUGGUCCACACUGACUCUGACAACUAUCGGAGAAACCCCACCACCAGCUUUGGACUCAGAAUUUCUCUUCCAUGUUGUGGAUUUUUUAGUUGGAGUCCUAAUCUUUGCCACCAUUGUGGGAAACAUUGCCACCAUGAUCUCCAACAUGAAUGCAGCCCAAGCCCAGUUCCAGGCCCGCAUUGACAACAUUAAGCAGUACAUGCAGGUUCGAAAGGUUAGUAAGGACCUAGAGUUGCGAGUCAUCAAGUGGUUUGACUAUCUGUGGAAUAAUGGCAAGGCACAGGAUGAAAGAGAAGUGCUGAGGUAUCUCCCAGACAAGCUAAAAGCAGAAAUAGCCAUCCAAGUCCACAUGGAGACACUAAAGAAAGUUCGGAUUUUUGCAGACUGUGAGGCAGGCCUGCUGAUUGAGCUGGUGCUCAAACUCCGGCCACAGGUGUUCAGCCCUGGAGAUUAUAUCUGUAAGAAAGGCGACAUUGGUCGUGAGAUGUAUAUUAUCAAAGAUGGAAAAUUGGCAGUCGUUGCCGAUGAUGGUGUGACACAAUUUGUUGUACUCGGAAGCGGCAGCUAUUUUGGUGAGAUUAGUAUUCUUAAUAUUAAAGGUAGCAAAGCGGGUAACAGGCGGACCGCCAACAUUCGCAGCAUUGGAUACUCAGAGCUCUUCUGCCUUUCCAAGGAUGACCUGAUGGAAUCACUGUCAGAGUAUCCAGAUGCCAAAGGCAUGCUUGAGGAUAAGGGUCGGCAGAUCCUGAUGAAAGAUGGUCUUAUAGACUUGGAUCCAGCUAACAUCAAACCUGAGCAAAAAGAGCUGGAGGAGAAGGUAAACAAAUUGUAUGGUACCAUGGACCUGAUGCAAGUCAAGCUGAAGAAGAUCUUACGAAAUUACGAAAAUGCAGACAAAACUUUAAAACAUCGUAUUAAAGAUCUUGAGCGCUUAACUGGAGAGGAGGUAGAAGAAGAUGAGGAAGAAGGAGAAGAUAAAAAGGAAGAGAAAGAGGGGGGUGGGGAGAAAAGGGAAGAGGAAAAGGUAGAAGAAGAGAAAAAGGAAGAAGGGGAAAAAGUAGAAGAAGGGGAAAAGAUUGAGAUGACAAAAGAAGAUGAAGAAAAGCAGGAAGAGGAAAAAACAGAUGAAGGAGGAGAUGAAAAAAGAAAGGAUGAAGACACCAAAGAAGAGAAGGAAGAACAGAAAAAAUAAACAAUAAUUUAUGUAAUGCACCAAGCUCUUUUUUUAUGUAGCUACAAUAGAAGGCUUAUCAUAAUGAAGUGGACUUUGUACUUUAAGGAUUCAGUAAUAAUAUAAAAGACAACAUAUGAAACACUAUAGAUGGACUGAAAUACCUACUCUAAGUUGUCCUUAAAAGGUGUUGCUAUUCUAUAUGUGUAAUAAAAUUAACAUAUUAUACAAAA